CUUCGUUCCUUCACAUCCCAUAGCGUUUCGCCGCAUCCCAGUCCUUCAAAACAGAAACCAUGAGGAACGAGGAGAAAAUAGGAACUUUAGAAGAAACAGCACAGAAACGACGAGAGAGGUUGCUCGCCUUGAAGAGGAAAAGGCAAGGAGAUUCUGAGGAUAAGGAUGAUAAUGAUGAGGAAAAGGAUAAUGAAGAACUACCUUCUUCCCAGGUCUUGUUUAGAAAUUACAAGCCGAGAGAUGAAGCUUUAGAAGAGGUCGCCCUUCCAGCUGUAGAGCCGGCUAAGGUUGAAGAUUUAGUAAAACAGCAAUUAAAUGAUGGAGAGAAAGCCAAGGAGGAAGUGCAGGUGGAGAUAACAAACCUGGCACCCAAGAAAAUCACCUUUGACCUGAAGCGUGGCAUUCAGGCUCAACUGGACAAGCUUGACCGGCGCACAGACAAGUCUAUUGCGGAACUCAUUAGACAGAGACUGAAGGAGGGAAAACAACAAGACUUCCUUAUUGCAGUGAAUGCAGGUGCUCAAGCACAACAGAAGGCUGGAUAUGAUUCUGAUGAAGACUGAAUAAAAAAAUGGGAUUCAGUAUGUAUAUUUUGGGGGGAUGCUAAUUUUUUUUUUUUUUUUUAUGUAAUAUAUAUUUGAUCUUGGAAUUCUAUAUCUGACUGUUUUGUUAUAGCAAAAUAUAUUUUACUAUAUAAGAUGUUUUCAUUGCCAUUUUCAGCAAUUCCUCUUUUUAAAGGAAUAAAGAAAGACAGGUAUCCAAUUUUGAAUAAAAUUUGAAAAUUG
Penaeus vannamei (Pacific white shrimp) is the source of this 785-nucleotide messenger RNA. RefSeq names its product coiled-coil domain-containing protein 12. NCBI's taxonomy places the organism in Eukaryota, Metazoa, Arthropoda, Malacostraca, Decapoda, Penaeidae. Gene Ontology annotation, cellular component: post-mRNA release spliceosomal complex; U2-type spliceosomal complex. The record is from RefSeq and is a predicted model, not a curated record.